This is a messenger RNA of Aspergillus alliaceus, 462 nucleotides long. RefSeq names its product MGMT family protein. The record is from RefSeq and is a predicted model, not a curated record. Gene Ontology annotation, biological process: DNA repair. NCBI's taxonomy places the organism in Eukaryota, Fungi, Ascomycota, Eurotiomycetes, Eurotiales, Aspergillaceae. Gene Ontology annotation, molecular function: methylated-DNA-[protein]-cysteine S-methyltransferase activity. The transcript has a single exon. Bases 1 to 462 code for a protein of 153 amino acids.
AUGACCACUAUCCAAACCCCACCCACAUCAACACUUACACCAACGUCAACUAAAUCCCCUCUCCACCCCCAAGACACAGCUCUCAAAAAACAAGCCCACCGCAUAACCUCCCACCCAACCCUAAGCCCCCACCGCCGCCGCGUCUACCUCGCCCUCCUCUCCAUCCCCCGCGGCCGCUGGACCACCUACUCCGCGCUCGCCAAACAUCUCCACUCCAGCGCGCGAGCCAUCGGCACCGCAAUGCGGACGAACCCCUUCGCACCAGACGUCCCCUGCCACCGCGUCCUCGCCGCCGACGGCAGCUUAGGCGGGUACAUGGGCGCCGGGCCCGCAAGUGGGAGCGCGAAUCUCGCUCGGAAGCGAACGAUGCUGGAAGACGAAGGGGUAGAGUUCGAGUGGGUGGACCGGGGGACGAAAAGUGGGUGGAGGGCUCGGGGGGAGUGUUUUAUCAAGUUUCCCUGA